Molecule: messenger RNA, 4530 nt
Organism: Xenopus laevis (African clawed frog)
Lineage: Eukaryota; Metazoa; Chordata; Amphibia; Anura; Pipidae
Product: golgin subfamily A member 6-like protein 7
Exons: 10
Coding region: 379-1674 (431 amino acids)
Source: RefSeq, a predicted model, not a curated record
AUGUAGUCUUUUUUUCGACUACGCUAUAUUUAUAGUGCAAAAAGCCAUGUAACGUAAGGCAUUCCCCUCGUGACUGGCGUUCUAAAUACAAGAAAUAGGUGUAGAACAUAAAGUUAUAGAUGCGACCAGUACAUGAUCAUAAGGGUGUUGUUUGGCCGAAACCAAAAUGGCUGCUAUUUGCGUAAUUUUAAUUCUAAGCGCAUGCGUUUCUUACAGACACGGGAAGUUGACGUUGCCUGUAGUAACUACACUGCGUCCUACAAGCUUUCCUUCCCUGCAUCAGGAUUCGCUUGGACAAGAACAGGCAGUCAGCGGGGCUCCUUGCUGUGGGAACUGAAAAACUUUAUGUGGUAACACUUGCUGGUUGUAGAAGAGAACAUGGAAUCUAAUUUAUCCACAGUUGAAACGGAAUAUAUAAAAAAUCUUCAACAACAAAUUUAUUUCCUUGAAAUGGAGGCCAGUUUCCUUCGUGAUCAAACUAAAAAAGCCACAGAUCUUCAACCCAGGCUUACGUCUGAGAAACAGCACAUGUUCAAUAAGCUGCAGGAGGUACACUCUCAAUGUCAUAGUCUUAAACUGGAGGUGAAGAGGAAAGAUGCAAAUUUACUCAUGUUACAAAGAGACUAUGACCAUGUGAAAGCGCAAAUCAGAAAUUCAGAAGAUAUCCAUUCUAAGGAAAAACAGCAGCUGGUUGAAGAAAUUGUUCAGCAAAAGAAAUUGAAAGAUCUUUUGGACCUGCAGAUAUCGCAGAAGGAGAGGGAUAUACUGCAUAAUCACCAGGAACUAGAACGGGAGAUGCUCAGUUUAACUGAUAUGGAACAGAGAGCACGUUCUUUGCAGGCACAGAUACACCAGAGAUCAGAACAACACAAGUCAGUGGAGAAAGAGCUGUCAGAAAAGAGAACACAGCUUCUAAAAGUGAAUUCAGCCAUGCAUGAAAAGGAAGAAAUGUUGCUUAAACACACUGCAGAAACACAGCAUCAAAUCGCACUUGAUCUAAGGAAUGAAAUAAGUUUUCUUCAUCAGCAAGUGCGUGAGAAAGAGCUGCUGUCUGAGCAAGAUAUCUUACUGAGAAGCAAAAUGAUGAGUGAUUGUUCUACACUGGCUGCUGAAAACAAUGCACUGCAGUCCAAGCUGCAUGAACUAAAUAAACAACUGGAAACUCACAGGACACUUAAAGAAGAUAAUUAUUCCCGUGAUUCUUCCAGCAUUGCUCAGCUUCUUAGUGUAAAGGAUAAAGAAGAACAGCUAAACAGAGAGGUCAAACAGCAGAAAGAACUUUUGAAGUUAGAGAAAGACAAUUUCAAGAAUAUUAUGGAUCAGUUGUCCAUGCUCCAAAGUGGAAAUACACUUCACAGCUAUACUGUUGCUUCCGUCAGUAGCGGGAUUGAUGAGCUGAAAGUCAUGUUGGCCAAAGAAGAGCGAAUUAAUCUGGAACUGAGAAAAGACAAGGCUUUACUGGUUGAUCAUAUUUCUAAUUUACAAACUCAGAUUGCAGAUAAGGAUGCUGAGCUACUUUGCAUUUUUUCAAGAAUAGAGGAGAUUGAAAAUGGCAUGAAAACGCUAAAGUCUGAGCAAGAACUACACAGAUCAAUGCAAUCAACAAAAUGGAAGGAGAUCUCCGAUAUGGCUGGUUCAAUGAAAACCCUGUCCAGGUCCCUAGCUGAGUCAUAAAUUUGUAUUGGAAAAUAUAAUCACCAUUGUAAUUGUGAUGAUCCUAACCCAUCACUUUUAAUUCCAAUGAAUGAUGAUUAUGAUGAUGAAUAUGCUGAAGUGAAUCCAAAUCCCAAACAGUAUGUUCAGAUUUGCGCAAAAUCCAGAACAUUGCAUUUGAAAAAAAUCAUUAUUGCCUUUGAUUGUACCAGUUUAGAUUUCAUUCACCUGAAUACAUUGAUGGUAUGCUAGGAUUCACCAUGCGCUGGAUUUUGUGUAUACAGUAUGUGUAUUAAAUAACAUAUUUCUAUACAUUCUUUCAUUUAAAAUGGAAUUCAGUCAUAUCCAGUUUGACAAAGGCAAACAACUCAUACCAAACCUCUUCAAACUUCAUGUCCUUAGCCUUAAAGGAAUUGUUCAGUAAAAAAAUAAAAAAUAUAGUCAGGCAAAAAUGUAAUGUAUAAAGGCUGGAGUGACUGGAUGUCUAACAGAACAGAACUCUACUUCCUGCUUAACAGCUCUCUUGGCAUCUAUUUCUAUUCCUUUAAAAGAUUGCAACCUACAUACAGUAUGCAAAUCUUCCAAACUAAUGUCAGUAUCUAGACUUGUAGCACACUUGAGAGAGUGAUAAUUUACCCUAGCUUACUACUACUAUGAUCUUCAUCCUAUAAGACGACUUUAGUUCCAGGAGGUGCAUCCAAAUCCUACAAAGGCAUGUCUCAAAAAUAUUUCUGCAAAGGUUCUUGUUCAUCCAGGUCAUGGUAUAUCUAUAGUAAUAUGUUAAGUGAACUGGACUUGCUAUAUUUUCGUUUUCCUUGAAGACAUUUCGCUAGUCAUCCAGCUGGCUUUCUCAAUUUAGAAUGACCUUUACAAAAAUAUUUGGUUAUAUACCCUGGAAUCUUACUCCAAUCAGAAUAAUCUUCUUAGUAAAACCAGCAUGGGGUCAGAGACCUCAUGGAGGCAAAGUGUUGAUUGUAUUAGCAUGACUCAGUUCUGUACCUACAUCUAAAGGAAAAAGGACACAAGUUUGAAGACUGCCAAGUUCACAUUCUGGACAGGGAGGGGGAUUGGUUCAAAAGGGGAUCAAAGAAGCCACAUAUGUGAAAAAGUGGGGGUGAUUAGUUUUUAAAAGUUGAUUAGGUCAUCCUGUUCCAUUGCUGCUAAUAUAGGACUCCAAAAAAAGAUUUAUCAAAAGUGAAUAUAGCUUCCCAUUUCCAUUAUUUUAUGUUUUACAAGGCAUAAACACAGUAUAGUUAUAUAUUAGAGUCAAUGAAAAUGAAUACUGCGCUAGAAGUUUCAAAGCACAUUUGAAAUUAGGUUUUUGUCUAAAAGCUUACAAUAUAUUGGGAAGAGGAGUCCAACUGAAAACAAAUGGGUUCAGAUAAAAGCAAAAUGAGUAUUUAUAUUUAAUAUUGUACAGAAAUCCAUAAACAUUUAAUACUGUAUGUUAAAGAAUGGCAAAUUAUGUUCUGUGCAAAGUAAAGUGUAACCAAGCAUUUCAGUUUAUUUUUUGUGUAGGCAGGUAAGGAGAAAAAUGAAAAUGAAAGGGCAGGUUACCAUGGUAACUAUAAUGCAUAUGUUUGCCUACAAAAUGCUCUAAUUGUUCUAUUUCUUCUGUACUUUGCUCUGUUAUACCAUACAUUGCUUGGAAAUUUCGUAAUUCAUUACUGUAUACUGAAAAGGUUUCACAUAGUUGUUAAUAAUUAGAUCUCUGGUACAUUUUAUUAAAUAAGAGAAAAUGGGAAGCCCUGUGUUACUAUUAGCAGGGGCAGUGCUGUGUGCAAAAACUUACACCAUAUAGAAAAUGCUUGAACCUUGUAAAUCUACAUUACAGCUGUCAUUAACCAAGAGUUAAGUCCAGAGGUCAAUUAUGCACUGUGCCCUCGUGCUUUUUGAUGCAAUUAAAUGAAGAGCAUGAAAGUGAAGAUCCAUUCCCUGUAGAAUAAUGGACACAUUUAGGCACCUUUAUCAAGGGUAGCAUUUUGAAUUUAUGUGAGACUCCCACAAAUCAUUAAUAAAAUCGAAUUUGUUAAACUCGACCCGAAAACACAAAUCGAAUUUAAUUAAAUCAAUUAUAAAAACUCGAUUCUAAUUUAAAAGACUCGAAUGUCAGGAAGGCUACAAACAUCACGAAAUUGAUCCCUGGACCUCUCCAAUUGACGUAUACAGUAAUUUAGCAGGUUUUAGGUGACAAAUAGUUGAAUUCACAUUCUUAAAGGACCAGAGUAUGAUAAAUCUCCAAAUUAAAAUUAAAACUCAAAUAGAGUUUUGAUUAUUCACAUUUGAGUGUUUUGACGAAAAAAAAAUUUGAAUUUGAAUAUUCACUUCGACCCUUAAUAAAUCUGCCCCUUAGUGUUGGGCACAGAAUUUUGAUGCAUACAAAACUAAAAAUUUAGGAAACACACUCUGCAUAUACAUUAUUGCCCCUCUGAGGCAAAUUGGAGAGGCUUCAGAUGGGUUUUUUUUUUACUUCCUAUAUUCAAUAUAAUAGCAGUUAGGCAGGUUAAAAAAGUUAAAAUGUUGAACUUGAUGGACUUGCGUCUUUUUUCAACCUAACUUACUAUGUAUAAGCACUUAGUAAAUGUGAGACAUGACCUCAAUUUGAAUGUAAUAUUCUCCCCAUCAAAGGACAGCAGAAGUCCUAAAAACUGCUAAAUUAUCAUUUAAGUUAUACAGUAUGUACCAGCUCCCAUGUACAUCAGCGCUAAUCAAGCUCAUUAAUCCUUUAAAUACCACAUACUGCUCGUACAUUAUAAAGACAGUGCUCCCAUGGCAUUUAGUACAGCAGACCUAUGUUGUCUGAUCAAGGAGACUAAUGAAAGAAAUGCAACAUUUAGUUUAAUUUGUGUCCAUUAGUCCAUUAAAUCUAUAAGGUAG